Aspergillus bombycis is the source of this 2388-nucleotide messenger RNA. RefSeq lists its product as uncharacterized. The coding region runs from base 1 to 2388 and encodes 795 amino acids. The record is from RefSeq and is a predicted model, not a curated record. Gene Ontology annotation, biological process: positive regulation of transcription from RNA polymerase II promoter by galactose; DNA-templated transcription. The transcript is spliced from 5 exons. Lineage: Eukaryota; Fungi; Ascomycota; Eurotiomycetes; Eurotiales; Aspergillaceae. Gene Ontology annotation, molecular function: RNA polymerase II cis-regulatory region sequence-specific DNA binding; zinc ion binding; DNA-binding transcription factor activity, RNA polymerase II-specific. Gene Ontology annotation, cellular component: nucleus.
AUGCCACCGAAAGCUGCAGAUGACUCGAAGCGACGCACUACUACGCGCCGGAAAGUUGCCCUGGCAUGCGAGUCGUGUAGGGAGAAAAAGGUCCGCUGCGACGGGAAUAAACCUAUCUGUGGGCCGUGCACGAGACGGGCGUAUCGGAUUGACCAGUGCGUCUACAAUACGGAUAACGCCCGGUCCGCCGGCAGAGACGAAUGGUAUCAGACUCUUUGUCAGCGAAUCAGGGAACUGGAAGAUGCAUGUCUGAGGGCUGGGGUCUCCAUCGACUCCUCAUCGGGCCCUCAGGCUCGACGCGAGCCUCUUCGCGAACCUAACGGGCACGGUGGAAUCCCAGUUCAGAUGGGCAGUCCUUCCCUGACGGUUCCCCAUCACUCUGGUGAAACUGCUGGACCAAAUCCGGGUCCCACAAGCUUCGGAGUCAGAGUCACACCGGGACACCGGGUGCUAUCCACACUCAGUGAAAGCGCAAACAGCCAGUCUGGAACGGCAGUACCAGAAGCUACAGAGUGUACACAAAAUGCAGGAGCCUACGAAUCGCCGUUGUUUGAUGAAGGAGGAGGGCACGUCACCGGAAUGGGCCAGAUCAUGGCCCUGGAUGAUGAAAGCAGGCGGCAAUCCUCCCGAUUCCAGUUUUAUGGUACUUCAUCCACCGCUUCGCUUAUGCGGUUUGCCUGGCACUCCAUGCCUUCGCGACCAGCGAAUGCUUCGUCUUCGGAACGUAUGUCCAGUACUCUUCAGGACAAUUUCACUGAGUACCGGUACGACGAUUUUGUGCUGCCACCUCGGACACUGGCAGACCACCUCGUCAAAUCUUUUUUCGACCAUGUAUACACUCUAUAUCCAUUCUUCCACCGUCCUGCCUUUGAAGCAGCGUAUAGAAAUCUCUGGCGUGCUGGGGAUGAACAUGAGAUCCCUCUCACAGAUAUGAGAAUUGGACUGGGCUCGGGCGCGGAAUCUGGGUCUAGAUCAAUCCUCUUCCAUGCUGCAUUAAAUUCUAUCUUUGCUUUGGGCUGUCAGUUUGCAGAUAUUGUCCCCGAGGAAGUCGAGCUUGUUGCAAAUUCCUUCUUCCUUCGAGCGAAGCGAUUUAUCGGACUUGAUCUGCUUGAUCUCAAUACACUUGGUGUAGUUCAGACUUUAUUAAUCACGGCACUCUUUCUGCAGAGCUCUCCUUAUCCCAGCCGAUGUUGGAAUUCUAUUGGGGUUGCUUGCAGGGUUGCCCUGGGCCUAGGACUGCAUGAGUCGGAUACUCUGGCCACCUUAACGCCUUUGGAAUCUGAUAUUCGGCGGCGAACCUGGCAUGGCUGUGUGAUGAUGGAUGUCACUCUGAGCAUGACAUAUGGCAGGCCAACCAUGACGACUCAUUUAGCCCCUCUUCCUCCACCUGAUACCUCUGAUACGUCCGGUCAAGAUGGGGCCGAGGACCCAUCACUGAUGGCAUUCUAUACUGAGGCCAUUAAGCUUUACGGUAUUCUAGACAGGAUAUUAUCCGAUGUAUACUACGCUUGGCGUGGCCAGUCACAUCAGCAUCAACCAGAGCCCUCAACUAAGAGCCUGGGGGGUCUGGAUAUCGUCCUUGCGACCGAAAGAGAACUCACAUUGUUCGAGGCGAACCUUCCGUCUUUCCUCAAGUGGAGCUCAGGUACUUCGACCAUGCAUUCAGAUAGAGGGCUGAAUCAGGCAAUCGCUAAGCAACGAAACGUUCUUCAUGCUAGAUACCUACAUCUCCACCUCCUUCUACACCGCCCUAUCUUCACCCAACUCUACUCAGCAAGAGUACGGGAGCGCGAGUCUGCAGACGAGUCUAACUCACAAGAGAGCCUGUCCUCUCCAAGCUUCACCGCUCGGAACACCUUGUACUCCUCUAUGGCUACCAAGUCCGCAACCGCCUGCGUUAUGGCAGCUAUUGACCUCACGCACCUAGUCCACGAGACCUAUCACACCCCUGCCACUGAUGCAUGGUGGUACAAUGGAUUCUAUGUGUCAACCGCCGCAAUAGUGCUCCUCAUUUCCUUUUCCGCUCCAUCAAUGAUUCCUCCAUCCGCUAUAGAUAAAGCCCGAGAAGCCUGGAAAGAAGCCACAAGCGUUCUGGAGUCUAUGGCUACAGUUAGUCCAUCUGCGAGCAACACCCUACGAUUUCUCCGGACUGCAUAUCACCAGGUGGUCCCCAGUGACGUGCAGCAUACAGAGGAUGGAGUUGCUAAUGUUGAUCCUUCGUUGCAUCCAAAUAACAUACCGCAGACUCAUGAUACAUUUAAUCACCCUGAUCACGACUUAUUGCAGGCCCCAUUCUUCAGUUGGGAAGAAUAUGCGGCAAAUAUAGGUCAGGGGCUGGGUGAUAUGGGGUUCUUGACGCGACUUGACUUUCCUGAUACUAUAGGUUGA